Lindgomyces ingoldianus is the source of this 2453-nucleotide messenger RNA. RefSeq lists its product as uncharacterized. The record is from RefSeq and is a predicted model, not a curated record. Bases 174 to 2453 code for a protein of 759 amino acids. The transcript has 4 exons. Lineage: Eukaryota; Fungi; Ascomycota; Dothideomycetes; Pleosporales; Lindgomycetaceae.
CUUAAUGGUAAGGAACUGCUGCUUCUGCUUCUUCCCCCCGGCCUACCACACUUCUCCUCUCGUUCGGUCUACCAAAGACUACCUCUUUACUUUCUCAUUCACUUCGAAGCUGGCAGAGCCAGCCGAUUUCUUAGACGUUCCCUAGUGGAACAUAAUCCAAUACGUCUUUGAAGAUGUCGAGCUCAAUGAUAUGGCCCACAUAUCCAGACAUACCUAUCUUUCUCGAAACUAGUGAUGAUCGCGGAUUACCGAAGUCGUAUGGAACUACUCCCACCACGCCGACUAUCUCUCUUGCUAUUGAGAAUUCACCAGGGCAACCAGUCCACCUCAGCGUCCCGACGUCAUCGACUCUUCCGGCUCGGGGCUGUUCUGCAGUAUGGCCUAUCCCAGAACCACCGCCAGAGAUCGAAGUGCAGCAGCCUCGCAGGCCUUUACUUCGCUUCUUUCCAUUAGAAAGGCCAAGGGUUUGCUUCAAUGGUGCUCGUGCUUUGCAGUGUUCAGAGAAAACCGAAUUCACCGACUUGGAAUCGGGCACCGCGGACACCCACAACAAGAUCAAUUUCGGUGGUUUGGGCAUCAUGAAUGGUCCAACCAAGCUUCCAUCCACUCAAACACCAUCCCUAGUCGAUGAAAAACCCGAAAGCUCGCCGAACAUUGCGGAACGAAUCGAACAGAGGCUUUGGCGGUAUAGCUUGAACGGAAAUGUAAUCGAAAGAUGGCUGCUCGAGAUUAUUAGCUGGAUAAUAAGUGCCAUAUGCAUGGGCGCUAUUGUUGGUGUCCUCAUAUACCUGAGAAAUCAGCCUUUAUCCAAGUGGCAGCUCAGCAGGAUCGGCCUCACACUAAACGCCUUCGUCUCAGUCCUGUCUAAGGUCGCCUCUGCAGCUCUUCUUCUACCAGUAGCUGAGGCACUAGGGCAACUGAAGUGGAGUUGGUUCCAAGGCCACUCAAAGAAGAUGUGGGACUUUGAAAUAUUCGACAACGCUUCGAGAGGGCCAUGGGGUUCAUUUCUCUUGUUGAUCCGGACGAAAGGCAUGACGCUAGCGGCAUUAGGAGCUUUGGUCACCAUAUUUGCACUGGCGCUAGAUCCUUUUUUCCAGCAGGUGGUCGACUUCCCUGACCGAUGGAAGCUCCAAGGGAAUAGCUCAAUUCCUAGGGUGGUGCGAUAUGACCCCGUUUAUCCAGAAGAGUACAUGAACGGACUGUUGCAAGCACAGCGCGAUGAAAACCUCGAGGCGGUGCUCAAAAACUUCUUCUACGACAAUGGGACCCAACCAAUGCUGUUCGGCAAUGGCACCCGGGCAGAAGUUCCUCUUUCCUGCCCAACUAGCAACUGCACCUGGCCGCCAUACGAAACUCUUGGGGUCUGUAGCCAGUGUGUAAAUGUUUCCCAGCUCCUUACGUUUGAUUGUCUCGAAACGCGGGUGGACUGGACGUCUAAUCUAACUGGUCCCGGAACCGAGUGGACAUACCCAAAUGGAACUGUGUGCGGGUAUUGGCUCAAUUCGACGAGCAAGGAGCCAGUUCUUAUGUCGGGAUAUUUGAAAAACUCGACCAACUCCGGUGAAGAGGAAGCUCUGUUGAUGCGCAUUUUAGCUCUCGUGACCAACCCUAAGAGGCAGACUUUCUAUGGUGGUUCGAUAAACUUCAAGCAUAUUCGCAAUCCGAUAGAAGACUUCAUCAUCGUUGGUGCCGCGAACGAAGCUCCAAGUGUGUACCGUAAUGAGACGCCCAUCGCACACGAAUGCGUGCUUUCGUGGUGUGUUAAAACGAUUCGUUCAUCUUACUGGCAAGCAACGUAUCAGGAAGAAGUGACAGACCUUUACAUGAACGAAACGGAAGGACCUUACCCUUGGACAACUAUACGGAUCGAUAGCCCGCAAGGAAGUGGUACUGAUACCUACUACGCGGAAGAUAUCGUUAUUGACGCGCCCUCAUCAGCCGUGAACACCAUUAGCAUCUUUGACGACAUUUUCCCUUCAUUUACGACCGUUGCAAACUCUUCGUCUGAACCACUGUUAAGGUACAGGACAAGCUUCGUGAACAAAGUCAUGCCGAACGUAAGCGAACACGUGGACAGGAUGGCGACGGCCUUUACCAACGUGAUUCGAGCAGGGUCGAGCAAGGAGAUGAUCUACGGCGACGCAUACGACAAAAAAACGUAUGUGUCGGUACGGUGGGGAUGGCUUUCCCUUCCACUUGGCCUGCUCAUUCUUAGCUUUGUCUUUCUCGUUGCCACAAUCAUCAAGAGUGCAAGGGAAACGGGACAAGUGGGGGUACGGAAGACGUCGGCUAUGGCAACACUACUCUACGUAUCCAAAGGCACGCCGCGAGCAAGGGCGAAGGAACUGAGGGUAAAAUUACUCCCAAAGAAAGGUUGGAGAAUUUCCGGAAAUAUGAUCUCUCCCAUGACACCUAAAGCUCCACGGACCCAACCUCCGCCGGGUUGGCUGUGA